Molecule: messenger RNA, 2123 nt
Organism: Salvia miltiorrhiza (redroot sage)
Lineage: Eukaryota; Viridiplantae; Streptophyta; Magnoliopsida; Lamiales; Lamiaceae
Product: probable GTP-binding protein OBGC2
Exons: 10
Coding region: 225-1712 (495 amino acids)
Cellular component (GO): mitochondrion
Molecular function (GO): GTPase activity; GTP binding
Source: RefSeq, a predicted model, not a curated record
UUUAUUUUGUUGUUCCAGCUCGAGUAGCCAAUCGUCAUCCACUGACUGAUCUCAAGCUCUGCUGGAGCUUUUAUUUCAAUGAGUAAUAUCUUAAAAUUACCCUCUGUAAAUUAAAUCAAAGAUGAUCUCAAGGUGAAAUCCUUUUGAUUACUGAAAAGCCCCAAGAAUCAUCCUAUACUGCAUUAUCCAUCUCUCUUUGGGACACCAUCUUGAAGCAAAGGAGAAUGCUGUCAUCGGUUCCUCAGCAGCGUUCAUCUUCAUCUCUCAACUUGCCGUCUAAUACAAUUCCGCGGCCUUCCCUCUCUGCUUUCUCAUCCCAACUCUUUCAUUUCAAUAGGAAAUUGAUUGUCCAAAAGAAUUACCAGGGCAUUUUGCUUAAGUGUGCACUUGCUAAAGUCAAGAAUUCGCCUUCACUAAACCCUGAGAUACUGGUCAAGGAACGCCACAAAUACUUUGAUGAGGUGAUCAUCACCGUCCGGGCCGGAGAUGGAGGUCAUGGUGCCAUUCUUACUCUGCCCAACCAGAAUGGUCCUUCUAAAUCAGUAGGGAAAUUUGAUAAAGAAAAAACAAGGAAAAAAGCUUCAUAUAAGAGGGAUUUUGAUGGUUCUCUUAUCCUUCCUGUUGGCGGGCAUGGUGGUGAUGUCAUAAUUUAUGCAGAUGAAAGUAAAGAUACGUUAUUGGAGUUUCACAAGAAGAGUCGGUAUAAUGCAAAACGAGGUGGAAAUGUUGAUGCAAUGGGUGUUUUUUCUUCUCAGUCACAUAGUGGACUUGCUGGUCCUGUACUGCGUAUUCCAGUACCUCUUGGGACUGUUGUUAAGCAUAAAAGAGGAAAACUUCUGGCUGAUUUAGCUCAACCAGGUGAUGAAGUUAUGGUUGCAAAGGGUGGACAAGGAGGGAUUAGCUUGUUGGAAUUGCCGGAGCACAGGAGGAAUAAGAUGAUGGGUUUGACCACUAAUAUAAUGAGAGAUGACAGUGACAAGGUUUUAGUGGUUGGUCAGCCUGGAGAAGAAGUUAGUCUUCAAUUGAUACUAAGAGUUGUUGCUGAUGUUGGUCUUGUGGGGCUCCCGAAUGCUGGAAAGUCUACUCUAUUAGCAGCUACCACACUUGCAAAGCCUGACAUAGCUGACUAUCCAUUUACGACCUUAAUGCCUAACCUUGGACGCCUUAAUGGUGAUCCCAGUUUAGGGGCUGGUCAGUUUUCAUCUGCGGCUACGUUAGCAGAUUUGCCUGGCCUCAUUGAAGGUGCUCAUCUUGGAAAGGGCCUUGGUCGAAACUUUUUAAGGCAUUUGAGGAGGACUAGGUUGUUGGUUCAUGUUGUUGAUGCAGCUGCGGAGGAUCCAGUGCAUGACUACAGGACAGUGAAAGAGGAAUUACGGAUGUACAAUCCUGAAUACCUUGAACGACCGUAUAUCGUUGUCCUAAAUAAGAUUGACAUUGCUGAGGCAAUGGAAAGGCUUCCAAAUUUAACUGAAGAAAUAUGGAGGAUUGGAAGUGAUGUGAUAGAAUUGCAGAGUGAUGAUACAACUGGAAGAGAAGCUUCUCAGUUGACCAGUGACAGUGAUCAAAUUGAUAUUGUUUCUCAGGAGAAGAAGGUGAAGACAAUUGAAGAAUAUCAACGGCCUUUGGCUGUUAUUGGUGUUAGUGUCCUGAAAGGUAUACAGAUCAACGAGAUGCUAAAGGAGAUAAGGGCGGCCUUGCGCAGUUGUCGAUAGGUCAUUGAAUCACAAGAGUUUUUGCAGAAACGUGACGAUAUAUUGAGAUUACAAGGGAUAAUUAUCAUGUGCAUGCGCUUAGUCUGACGGCGUAGGGCUAGGACUUUUUGGAGCUGAUCAAAACGCCAAGUACGAAACAUGGCUUCUGUUCUGGGCUCAGUAGUCACUAUGUGCAGUCCACCCACAAAAUCUAUAUGCUCAUGUGCUUCGGUUGCGUCACGAAUCAAUCCAUCUGUUUUUUUUUUUUUUUUUUUCAAUAGUUUUACUCAUAGAAAAGCAGAGGCAAUUUGUGUCUUAUUGUUGUAGAAUAUUUGGGACCAUUUAGGUAAAGUUAUGGCUCUGUUAUGAACUUCAUUAAGAAUUUUCUCCAAAACAAAAAAUUCAUUAAGAAAUGCUAUUUAACUUGCUAAA